AUGGCUUCUUCGGAAGCCGAUUCCCGUCUGAGCCUGGUCGUGGUUCCCGCGCUCGAGAAGAUAAUCAAGAACGCGUCGUGGCGAAAGCACGCCAAACUCACUCACGAGUGCAAAUCCGUCAUCGAGAGGCUUGGCCACCGGCACUUUCCGCCGCCGGGAUCUCCCACCGACACCGAACCGGAGACCAACGUACCUGGCCCGCUCCAUGACGGUGGUCCAGUGGAGUUCUCCUUGGCCGAGUCCGAAUCGAUCCUCGCGCCACUCAUCCAUGCAGCCGGCUCCGGCGUCCUCAAGAUCGCUGAUCCUGCAGUCGACGCCAUCCAGAAGCUCAUUGCGCAUGGCUACCUCCGAGGCGAGGUUGACCCGGACUCCGCCGCUGCCGCGCCGGAGGCGAGGCUCCUCUCCAACCUCAUAGAAUCGGUUUGCAAAUGCCACGAUUUCGGCGACGAGUCGAUGGAGUUGCUGCUCCUCAAGACCUUGCUCUCUGCUGUGACGUCGAUUUCGCUUCGAAUCCAUGGAGAUUCCUUGCUUCUCAUUGUGCGGACCUGCUAUGAUAUAUAUCUCGAGAGUAAGAAUGUGGUGAAUCAGACGACGGCGAAGGCUUCGCUGAUCCAAAUGCUGGUGAUUGUAUUCCGCCGCAUGGAGGCGGAUUCCUCCACGGUGCCGGUUCAGCCGAUUGUGGUGGCAGAAUUGAUGGAGCCUGUGGAGAAAUCCGAUGGGGACAAUUCAAUGACGCAGUUUGUGCAGGGCUUUAUAACGAAGAUAAUGCAGGACAUUGACGGCGUUUUGAACCCUACGAUGCCGAGUGGGAAGGUUCAUUUGUUAGGUGGGCACGACGGUGCUUUUGAGACCACCACGGUGGAGACUACGAAUCCUACUGAUUUGUUGGAUUCUACUGAUAAGGACAUGUUGGAUGCUAAGUAUUGGGAGAUUAGUAUGUAUAAGACGGCGUUAGAGGGACGGAAGGGGGAGCUUGUUGAUGGGGAAGUGGUGGAUAGGGACGAUGAUUUAGAAGUUCAGAUUGGGAACAAGUUGAGGAGAGAUGCUUUUUUGGUGUUUAGGGCGCUUUGUAAGUUGUCGAUGAAAACGCUUCCGAAGGAGGCGAUAGGGGACCCAGAGUUGAUGAAGGGGAAGAUUGUGGCUCUGGAGUUGCUGAAGAUUUUGCUGGAGAAUGCGGGGGCUGUGUUCAGGACUAGUGAAAGGAGUGAACUUGAUUUGCAUUGUCUGGAUGUUCUGUCUAGGAGUGAACAUGGUGACUUGAUUGCAUUCUCCGGAUGCUCUUAUGAAAAGAACUCCCUAGUAAAGGCUCUAAGGGGAAAGGGUGGCCUAUGCCUUUUCUCUAGCAUCAAUGUUUUGACUUCAAGAAACAUGACUUGGUUUUUAGGUGCCAUCAAGCAGUACUUAUGUUUAUCCUUGUUGAAGAACAGUGCUUCAACUCUUCUAAUUGUGUUUCAGCUGUCAUGCUCCAUUUUCAUCAGUCUGGUGUCAAGAUUUAGGGCUGGAUUGAAAGCAGAAAUUGGAGUAUUUUUUCCUAUGAUUGUUCUCAGGGUCCUAGAAAAUGUUUCUCAACCUAAUUUUCAGCAGAAGAUGAUAGUGCUUCGGUUUCUGGAAAAGCUCUGUGUUGAUUCACAGAUAUUGGUUGACAUAUUUAUAAACUAUGACUGUGAUGUCAAUUCAUCAAACAUAUUUGAGAGGAUGGUCAAUGGACUUCUUAAAACUGCUCAAGGUGUCCCUCCUGGUGUAACAACCACACUUUUGCCACCCCAGGAAGCAACACUAAAACUUGAAUCCAUGAAAAGCUUGGUUGCAGUUUUAAAAUCAAUGGGAGAUUGGAUGAACAAACAAUUGCGCAUUCCUGACCCUCAUUCAGCCAAGAAAGUUGAAGCAUUGGAUUACAGCCCUGAAACUGGAGGUUUUACCAUGGUAAAUGGGAAUGGAGAAGACGCUGUUGAUGGAUCUGACACUCAAUCAGAAGCCUCCAAUGAUGCUUCUGAUGUUUCAAAUAUUGAGCAACGCCGGGCUUAUAAACUGGAACUCCAGGAAGGUAUAUCACUUUUUAAUAGGAAGCCUAAGAAAGGAAUUGAGUUUCUCAUCAAUGCCAACAAGGUGGGUGAUUCACCAGAGGAUAUAGCUACUUUUCUUAAAGAAGCAUCUGGGUUGAACAAGACUUUGAUUGGUGAUUAUCUGGGAGAAAGGGAAGAGUUACCCUUGAAGGUAAUGCAUGCAUAUGUGGAUUCCUUUAACUUUCAAGGUAUGGAGUUUGACGAGGCAAUCAGGGUCUUUCUUCAAGGAUUUAGACUGCCUGGUGAGGCACAGAAAAUUGAUAGGAUCAUGGAAAAGUUUGCCGAACAUUACUGCAAAUGUAAUUCAAAGGCCUUUUCUAGUGCCGACACAGCGUAUGUCCUUGCCUAUUCUGUUAUAAUGCUUAAUACAGAUGCUCACAAUCCUAUGGUGAAGAAUAAGAUGUCUGCUGAUGAUUUCAUAAGAAACAAUCGAGGCAUUGAUGAUGGAGAAGAUCUUCCUGAGGAAUACUUGAAGUCCUUGUUUGACAGAAUAUCUAGAAACGAGAUCAAAAUGAAAGAAAAUGAUGUGACUCCUCAACAAAAACAAGCUGUGAACCCUAAUAGACUUUUAGGCUUGGAUAGUAUAUUGAAUAUUGUGAUCCGUAAACAUGAUGAAGAGAAUCUGGAGACCAGUGAUGAUCUUAUCCGUCAUAUGCAAGAACAAUUCAAAGAAAAAGCUCGCAAAACUGAAUCAGUUUAUUACGCCGCAACAGAUGUUGUAAUUCUGAGAUUCAUGAUUGAGGUGUGCUGGGCACCGAUGUUAGCCGCCUUCAGUGUUCCACUUGAUCAAAGUGAUGAUGAGGUUGUAAUAUCUCUGUGCCUUGAAGGCUUCCGCUAUGCUAUUCAUGUUACUUCCGUAAUGUCAAUGAAGACUCAUAGAGAUGCUUUUGUGACUUCAUUAGCAAAGUUUACCUCACUACAUUCACCAGCAGAUAUUAAGCAGAAGAAUGUCAAUGCAAUUAAGGCAAUAGUUGUUAUUGCUGAUGAGGAUGGAAAUUACUUACAAGAAGCUUGGGAACACAUCUUGACUUGUGUUUCUCGGUUUGAGCAUUUACAUCUUCUUGGAGAGGGGGCUCCACCAGAUGCCACAUUCUUUGCUUUCCCUCAGAAUGAUUCAGAAAAAGCAAAGCAAACAAAGUCAACCAUUCUUCCUGUCUUGAAGAAGAAGGGACCUGGGAGGAUGCAGUACGCAGCUGCUUCAUUGAUGCGGGGUUCAUAUGACAGUGCUGGAAUUGGUAGUAAUGGUUCCGGAGUCACAGCUGAACAGGUGAACAAUCUAGUGUCUAAUUUAAAUAUGUUGGAACAAGUUGGAAACUCUGAAAUGAGUCGCAUAUUCACUCGGAGUCAGAAGUUGAACAGUGAGGCGAUAAUAGACUUUGUUAAGGCUCUAUGCAAGGUCUCCAUGGAGGAAUUGAGAUCUCCAUCUGAUCCACGUGUUUUCAGCCUUACAAAGAUUGUUGAGAUUGCGCACUAUAAUAUGAACCGCAUCAGGCUUGUGUGGUCAAGCAUCUGGCAUGUUCUCUCUGAUUUCUUUGUAACUAUUGGCUGUUCUGCAAACCUUUCAAUUGCAAUUUUUGCAAUGGAUUCAUUGCGUCAGUUGUCAAUGAAAUUUCUGGAGCGAGAAGAGCUGGCUAAUUAUAAUUUUCAAAAUGAAUUUAUGAAGCCUUUUGUCAUUGUUAUGCGAAAGAGUAGUGCUGUUGAAAUUAGAGAAUUAAUUAUCAGAUGUGUCUCUCAAAUGGUUCUAUCUCGUGUCAACAAUGUCAAAUCAGGAUGGAAGAGCAUGUUCAUGGUAUUCACAACAGCAGCUUACGAUGACCACAAAAACAUUGUACUCUUGGCUUUUGAAAUUAUUGAGAAAAUUAUUCGUGAUUACUUUCCAUACAUCACUGAGACUGAAACCACAACCUUCACAGACUGUGUAAAUUGUCUAAUUGCGUUUACCAAUAGUAGAUUCAAUAAAGAGAUUAGCCUAAACGCCAUUGCUUUUCUUCGGUUCUGUGCAACAAAACUUGCAGCUGGAGACCUUGGCUCAUCAUCAAGGAAUAAGGAUAAGGAAGUUUCUGGAAAAGUUUCCUUAUCUUCUCCUCAAACAGGUAAGGAGGGGAAAAAUGAUAAUGGAGAGGCUGCUGACAAGGAUGAUCAUCUCUAUUUCUGGUUUCCUUUAUUGGCAGGUUUAUCCGAGCUUAGCUUUGAGCCAAGACCUGAGAUUAGGAAGAGCGCCUUGGAAGUCCUGUUUGAAACCUUACGUAACCAUGGCCAUCUGUUUUCACUUCCUUUAUGGGAAAGAGUAUUUGAGUCUAUCCUAUUUCCUAUAUUCGAUUAUGUUCGGCAUGCUAUUGAUCCUUCAGGAAAUAGUUCACCAGUCAAUAUAGAGCCUGGUGAUGGUGAGGUUGAUCAAGAUGCUUGGCUUUUUGAGACAUGCACAUUGGCCCUCCAAUUGGUCGUAGAUCUUUUUGUUAACUUUUACAAUUGUGUCAAUCCACUUUUAAGAAAGGUGCUGAUGCUCCUGGUUAACUUCAUAAAUCGCCCUCAUCAAAGCCUCGCGGGCAUUGGUAUUGCUGCUUUUGUUCGUUUGAUGAGUAAUGCGGGGGAGCUAUUUUCUGAUGAAAAGUGGUUAGAAGUGGUUUUCUCAUUAAAAGAAGCAGCAAAUGCAACACUUCCUAACUUUUUGUUUCUGGAUAGCGAGGAUGAACAUGCUUCAACUGCUGAAGAUGAUACAGAUUUUGCUGAUUCUGGCUUCCCAAAUGAUUUAGUAAACUUGAGGACUCAUCGUCUUUAUGCUCAUUUAACUGAUGCAAAAUGCCGAGCUGCUGUUCAGCUUUUAUUGAUUCAGGCGGUGACGGAGAUCUAUAACAUGCAUCGUUCUCACCUUUCAGCAAAAGCCAUGCUAGUGCUGUAUGAUGCUUUGCACGAUAUUGCUUUACACGCACAUCAGAUUAACAACAAUACCAUAUUACGUUCAAAACUUCAAGAGUUUGGUUCUAUGAGCCAAAUGCAAGACCCUCCACUCUUACGCCUUGAGAAUGAAUCGUACCAGAUCUGCCUUACAUUUUUACAAAACCUUGUCAUUGACAAACCUCCUAGUUAUGACGCCGAUGAGGUUGAAUCUCAUCUCAUUCGGCUUUGUCAGGAGGUUUUGGAGUUUUAUAUUGAAGUCGCGGGUUUUGGACAAAAAUCUGAAUCUUCUCAUGGUCGGGAACCACAUUGGUUUAUUCCCUUGGGCUCUGGCAAGAGUAGGGAGUUGGCUGCUCGUUCACCUCUCAUUGUGGCUACUCUGCACGCUAUUUGUAGUUUGGAAGAUACUUCCUUUGAGAAGAACCUGUCUCAUUUCUUCCCUCUUAUUUCUAGCUUGGUACGUUGUGAACAUGGGUCCAAGGACGUCCAGGUUGCUCUCAGUGACAUGCUUAAUUUAUCAGUUGGUCCUGUUUUGCUACAGUCAUGUUGA
Sphenostylis stenocarpa is the source of this 5508-nucleotide messenger RNA. The record is from the annotation of a GenBank genome assembly. Lineage: Eukaryota; Viridiplantae; Streptophyta; Magnoliopsida; Fabales; Fabaceae.